GUCCAAGAUGGCGACCAACGACCUCGUGGUGCUGUACGAGGCCGCCAUCGGCUAUGCCCUCUUUGAUGUCGCCGAGUCGGAGGACAUUGGCAUCCAGCUCGAUAGCGUUCAGGAUGCCGUCCAAGACCUCGGCAAGUUUGGCAAGAUUUGCAAGCUCAAGGCCAUCAUGCCUUUCCGCACGGCCCAGGAUGCCCUCGAAAACAUUAACAUGGUCAGCGAGGGUAUGAUGCCCGAGCUGCUCAAGGACUUUUUGGAGACUCAUCUCCCCAAAGCCGCCUCGGUGAAAAAGUCAAAGGUCACCCUCGGUGUCAGCGAUUACAAGCUCGGCCAAGCCAUUGCCGAGGAGGUGCACAUCAAGUGCGACCACACGGGCGUCGUCCCCGAACUCAUCCGUGGCAUCCGUAUGCACUUUUCCAAGAUGCACAAGAGCCUCAAGGAUACCCUUGUUGAAAAGGCCCAGCUCGGUCUCGGUCACAGCUACUCGCGUGCCAAGGUCAAAUUCAACGUUCACCGUGUUGAUAACAUGAUCAUCCAGGCCAUCAGCCUCCUUGACCAGCUCGACAAGGACAUCAACACCUUUAGCAUGCGCAUCAAGGAGUGGUACAGCUACCACUUUCCCGAGCUCUCCAAGAUUGUGGCCGACAACAUUGUCUUUGCCCGCAUCGCCCAUCUCAUUGGCCGCCGCUCCAGCCUCAAGGAUGACAUGCUUGACAAGCUUGAGGAGUUGACCAUGGACAGCGCCAAGGCUCAGCAGAUCAUUGACGCCUCCAAGACCUCGAUGGGUAUGGACAUUUCCGAGAUUGACUUGCUCUCGGUCAAGGCCUUUGCCCUUCGUGUCGUCUCGCUGGCCGAGUACCGCCAGCAGCUCCACGAGUACCUCAAGACCAAGAUGCACUCGUGCGCUCCCAACCUUGCCGCCCUCAUUGGCGAGCAGGUUGGCGCCCGUCUCAUCUCCCACGCGGGCAGCCUGACCAACCUGGCCAAGUACCCGGCCUCGACCGUCCAGAUUUUGGGCGCUGAGAAGGCUCUUUUCCGUGCCCUCAAGACCCGUGGCAACACUCCCAAGUAUGGCCUCAUCUUCCACUCGUCCUUUAUUGGACGCGCUGGCACCAAGAACAAGGGCAGGAUAUCUCGUUAUUUGGCCAACAAGUGCUCGAUUGCCUCGCGUAUCGAUUGCUUUUCCGACUCGCUCACCUCCAAGUUUGGUGAGGAGCUGCGCGACCAGGUUGAGGAGCGCCUGAGCUUUUACGAGACGGGUGCCACUCCCCGCAAGAAUGUGGAUGUGAUGCACAAGGUCAUGGAGGGUCUCAAGUCGUCUGGUGGCGAGGGCGCUGCUGUGCCUCCCAACAGCGGCAAGAAGGCCAAGCGCAGCCACGUCGAUGAUGAUGAUGAGGAGGAUGCCGAUCCUGCCGUGGCCACGCCGGACAAGAAGAAGAAGAAGAAGAAGGACAAGAAGGAGAAGGACGUCGACUCGGCGCCUUCUUCAGAGAAGAAGAAGAAGAAGAAGAAAAGCAAGGAUUAAACACACCAAACCGGGUUUGGUUGUUUAGUUGUCCUUGUCGCUGUUCUUGCGCGUCCCGCCGUCGUGUCGUCUGUGCCGACUGGGUGGGAGGAGAUGGUUUCCUCCUAUCGUUGGUGGUGGUCUCCCUGUCUUUUUUCCAUCCAAGCGCACCUGGCUUGGU
Messenger RNA from Monosiga brevicollis MX1, 1682 nucleotides. RefSeq lists its product as uncharacterized. Bases 8 to 1522 code for a protein of 504 amino acids. Gene Ontology annotation, molecular function: snoRNA binding. NCBI's taxonomy places the organism in Eukaryota, Choanoflagellata, Craspedida, Salpingoecidae. The transcript is spliced from 5 exons. Gene Ontology annotation, cellular component: box C/D methylation guide snoRNP complex; small-subunit processome. The record is from RefSeq and is a predicted model, not a curated record.